UGUACGUUGGCCUGUUUGUUCAUUAUUGUCUGGAAAGAUGGGCGACAGCUUCCCACAAGGAGAUGAACGGUCGCGCGCCCGAAAUUCGGGUGUGUAUAACGAUGGCAUGGAUGUGAACGAUAUCCGUGAAGGUCACCCCCACAGAAAGAAAGAAACACGGUUGGAAGUCCUGGCUGGAGAUAGGGAUGGCGCCCCACCAAAAGACGAACCUCACACGAGGAGGAAAUUGUUCGUCUGCUUGGCGCUUUUCAUUUUGACUGUCAGUGCCAUUCUACUGAUCUCUGGGCUAGCCAUCUUCCUGGUAUCGAGCUUCGCAGGCACCUCAACCUUUCAGACACCAGAGGCAACUUUGCAUAUGUUCAAUGGCUCCACCGCGACUUUAUCAACAACGUCUGAUCCUGAUCCAUCAGCUGCUUCAACAACUCAUCGCAACGUAUCUUCGUCCAUGCAACCACUUGCAACUGAUUUUCCCAUCGAUUCAAUUAGUGAAUUCGCCACAACACUACCUCCACCACCAGAUCAGCCUUCGCUCACGUUGACCGCAGAAAUAUUAACAGAUCCACCCAUUCAUCCACAAACUACAAGUAAUUCACUGAAUAGUGAGACACCUCUCUCAGUAUCGCCUACGCAACGUGGGCCCUGUAUGCAUACCGAGUUCGCUUGCCUGUCUGAUGAUCUAUGCAUUCUGGCCAUCAAUGUCUGUGAUGAAAUCCAGCACUGUGAUGAUAACUCCGAUGAAAACAACUGCUUCAACGGCCCAGUCUGUCAAGGGAGGCGAUACAAUUUCAGCUUAGACUUCAACCAACUCGUUACGAUCACAUCUCCACGAUUCCCGUUCACAUACACGCCCUACGAGGACUGCCGAUGGUUUAUCUCUGGCCCUUCCGGCACCAGCUGUGUCUUCGACGUCGUGCACUUUGACGUCCCGGUUCCAGAUGCAGUUGGGAUUUUCGAAGUAGAGAAUGGGUCCAGACGAUUGGUGAUCUGGAUGCACGAGAGUUUGGGCCAGGGAUUACGGAUGGCAUUCGAGAGUCAUGAACUCGAGGUGGUUUUCUUGAGCCAUUUUCACACACAUGGCACAGGCUUCAACUUUAGUAUGCGUGCUGUUAACAAAAACGAUUAUAUCAAAUGCGAUGCUGCUCCGUAUGUAUACAUGGUGGAAGAUGCUUGUGACGGUUUUAGGAAUUGUCCCGAUGACACCGACGAGAAAGAAUGUGAAUGCGACCAGGAAGAAUUUCGUUGCAACAGUGGAGUUUGUGUGGGCGGAUCGGAUACAUUGUGCAAUGGUCUUGCGGAGUGUAGGGACUUCUCAGAUGAAGGAACUGAAUGCAAUGAACUCUACUGCACUGGCAUUAGCCACUCGGCCUGCGCUGGCGUUUUGCCGUACAACAGGACGUACUUUCCGAAUGAUCAUGUUGACACCUUGGAAGAUGCCUUUGCCAAGUAUGCCGCCCUGGAGCCGUACUUACACCUUAAUAACUGCACUGCACCGGUUAGACUGGCUGCCUGUAUGCUUCUCUUUCCCGAAUGUCCGCGGUUAAACCCAACAGCGACGGUGUGCGGACACUUCUGCGAGGAAAAAGUGCUGGUCUGUUUUGCUCCCAUCGUGACUGUGGAUAUGUUUUCGUGUGAUUUGUUGCCUAAUGGAGAGCUGGGUGAAAGCACUACUUGUGUCUUCAACGAAGAAGACUUAUUACACACCGGAACCUGCGGAACUAGACCAGGUGUGUCGUCACAAAACAAUCCACUAUCUCGAAUCGUAGGAGGGGUGGAUACCAACAUUGAAACCUGGCCUUGGAUUGGAUCUUUACGCGAUGAAUAUUCAGAGCAUAGAUGUGGGGCGACGCUGAUAACUAAUCGAUGGGCGGUUACAGCGGCACAUUGCUUAGGCUCCGUCCACCACAUCGUGUUGGGAUCAACAAAUUUCCACGGAAACCCAGCCAGUCGCCGAGAAAUUAUGGUGGAAACAGUGUUCCCGCAUCCCUUCUACGAUCCGGUAAAUCUGGACAACGACAUAGCUCUCGUGAAGUUGGAAUCUCCCGUUAAAUUCAGCGGCGCAAUACGACCAGCCUGUCUAAACACUGAACAAAAUGAGACGCUUGUCUUCGAUACAUGCUACAUUGCUGGCUGGGGGCACACCAGUGCUGGAGGUGCUGUGUCGUAUGACCUGCAAGAGGCCAGGUUACCUUUAGUGCCUCAAGAUAUUUGUCAGGACCAGUCUAACAGUCCUCAUCUUGUUUCGAAGAAUCAGUUGUGUGCUGGAGUUACCGAAGGAGGCAUCGACACCUGUCAGGGUGAUAGUGGAGGACCUUUGAUGUGUCUUAGUGUCGGUAAUCGAUGGAAGCUGGUAGGGAUAACGAGCAGCGGGAGUGCCGAGUGUGGAGCGCCGGAGUCUCCGGGUAUCUACACCAGGGUUUCAAAGUACCUGGAUUUCUUGCGGCAAACCAUCGCAGCUGUUGGAUUCAAUAAUCUUACUGUCCCACAGGCAUGAGACAUUUCACAGGUGUCCUUCUUGUUGUGUAUCGUCUAAUUGGCAGAGAGCAUCACAGAUAUCGGCGGUAUAUUUCCACCAACACCUUAGCCUUUAGGUCGCUUUGAGUGAUCUCUGGACCGAGGAGGAACCCGAACUUGGGCUAGAGUCGAGACCCCAACCGGUUUCAGACUUUAUCCUCAAACUGAAGGUUAGGCCUGGGGAAACAACCACACCGCCACAGGUAUAUAGUUUCACUGACGGAAGUGAAAAUAACCAGAUUUUUAGUUAAGAUGGAAUUUGUAAAGUUUGAAUCGUAAUAAGGGAAGUUUUUACUUUGUGUAUUUAUUGUCCCUUCAAUCUGUUCAGGUCAUCUUUAACUAGGCCUAUUUCAUGUUAAAUAUAUGUAUCUAUAAUUGUCGAGCUGUUUUCUUAUAGUGCUUUAACAAGAACUUACACAAGCCGAAAAAAUGAAACAAAUUUUG
Acanthaster planci (crown-of-thorns starfish) is the source of this 2955-nucleotide messenger RNA. RefSeq names its product enteropeptidase-like. The record is from RefSeq and is a predicted model, not a curated record. Gene Ontology annotation, molecular function: serine-type endopeptidase activity; protein binding. Gene Ontology annotation, biological process: proteolysis. NCBI's taxonomy places the organism in Eukaryota, Metazoa, Echinodermata, Asteroidea, Valvatida, Acanthasteridae.